ACUCUGAACUGGUGUUACAAAAGUCAUAUGUCGGUUGCAUCUUUCGUUAUUUAAUUCUUGUCGGUAAUUUAAUAUUUUAUAAAUUAUUUCUCAAGUACAAAUCUUUAUAAAAGUAUCGAGUUACAAAUGCAUACCUGAUCGUAUCAACAACCUCAGUACUAAACUCCUUACUGGUUAAAAUGUAUUAUGACCUCUUAUGAUAAGUUCUCCAAUUAUCAGUCAUGGCACAUUACUUGAUGUUCAACGCUAGGAAACUAGAAAAGAUACUCGGUGUUUUGAAAUACCAACGCCCUCAACUACUAAGGAUAGGAGAAUUGACCAGAAAUCGAUGCUCGUAUCGAGUACAACUAGUUCUCCAGCAAUGGAGAACACUUUGCGAACAACAACCCAAAGGGUUUGAUAAAUUCUUUAAACCUGGCAAGAACACGAAGCCUCCUGAUGCAGCUCCAAAAGAAGCACCAAAAGAGGCACCAAAGCCACCUCCAGCAUCACGAACACCUCCUAAACAAGAUACUUGGGUAUCUGGAAUGUUUGGUUCAUCCAAGACCGGCUCUAGUGGCAGCGCCGGUAAGCCAUUUGGAGGUGAUAAUAAUCGUGAUAAAAUGAUGAUGUAUUUAUUUUUCGGAGCUGUUGGCUGUGUUACGUUAUUCGCCGUUUAUGAAAUGAGUUAUAAAGAAAUCACCUGGAAAGAUUUUAUUAACAAUUAUUUAGCUCGAGGUAUCGUCGAACGAUUAGAAGUAGUUAAUAAGAAAUGGGUCAGAGUUAAAUUACAGUCUGGUGCUGCUAUGGAUGGAAUGGGCACUCUGUGGUUUAAUAUUGGCAGUGUCGACUCGUUAGAAAGAAAUUUAGAAAAUGUUCAAAUGGAAAUGAACUUAGAUGGUCCUAAUUGGGUGCCAGUUGUAUAUAAAACCGAAUUCGAACCAGUUUCUAUAGUUAGCUUUCUUCCUACUUUACUAAUGAUAGGUUUCGUCUUGUAUAUGAUGAAAAGAUCAGCUGAUAUGAUGGGUGGAAGAGGAGGUCGUCGAGGUGGUGGUCUCUUCGGCGGUGUAAUGGAGUCGACUGCUAAGCUUAUUAAUUCGGCAGAUAUCGAAGUUAAAUUCAAAGAUGUCGCCGGAUGCGAAGAAGCUAAAAUUGAAAUCAUGGAAUUUGUUAAUUUCUUGAAGAAUCCUCAACAGUAUAUCGAUUUAGGAGCUAAAAUCCCCAAAGGAGCUAUGCUAACAGGACCUCCUGGUACUGGAAAAACAAUGUUGGCCAAGGCUACAGCUGGCGAAGCUAAUGUUCCUUUCAUUACAGUAUCUGGUUCCGAAUUUUUAGAAAUGUUUGUCGGUGUUGGUCCAUCUAGAGUUCGUGACAUGUUCGCUAUGGCUCGAAAAAACGCCCCCUGUAUAUUAUUUAUCGACGAAAUAGACGCUGUUGGUAGAAAACGAGGUGGCCGAAAUUUCGGUGGUCAUUCGGAGCAAGAAAACACAUUGAAUCAAUUGCUGGUCGAGAUGGACGGUUUCAAUACGACCACCAAUGUUGUUGUUUUGGCUGCCACGAACCGAGUCGAUGUCCUAGAUAAGGCUUUAAUGAGACCGGGUCGAUUUGAUAGACAGAUCUAUGUGCCAGCUCCAGAUAUCAAAGGCAGAGCUAAUAUUUUCAAGGUUCAUUUAGGUCCAUUGAAGACCGAUUUAAAUAAAGACGAUCUAUCCAGAAAGAUGGCCGCGUUGACUCCCGGUUUUACGGGAGCUGAUAUAGCUAAUGUUUGUAACGAAGCAGCUCUAAUCGCUGCUCGAGAUUUAAAUACCUCGAUUAUAAUGAAACAUUUCGAGCAAGCUAUCGAAAGAGUAGUAGCUGGAAUGGAGAAGAAAACCAACGUAUUGCAACCUGAAGAAAAGAAAACGGUAGCGUAUCACGAAGCCGGACACGCCGUAUCUGGUUGGUUCUUGGAACACGCCGAUCCCUUGUUGAAAGUUUCUAUUAUUCCGCGAGGCAAAGGUCUCGGUUACGCGCAAUAUUUGCCCAAAGAACAAUACCUCUAUUCCAAAGAACAGCUGUUUGACAGAAUGUGCAUGACGUUGGGUGGACGUGUAUCGGAGGAGUUAUUCUUCCGCAGGAUCACCACAGGAGCUCAGGACGAUUUGAAGAAAGUUACCGAGAAUGCUUAUGCUCAAAUUGCGCAUUACGGUAUGAACGAAAAAGUCGGUAAUGUAAGUUUCGAUAUGCCUCAACCCGGUGAAAUGGUCUCGGAGAAACCGUACUCUGAAAGCACAGCUCAACUUAUCGAUACCGAAGUACGAUCAUUGAUUGACAAAGCUCAUAAACGCACCACUACUUUAUUAACGAAGCAUAAGACAGAUGUUGAAAAAGUUGCAGAACGUUUGCUAAAACAAGAAAUCCUCAGUCGAGACGACAUGAUCGAAUUACUAGGUCCUCGUCCAUUCCCUGAAAAAUCAACCUACGAACAAUUCGUAGAAGGUACCGGAUCUUUAGAAGAAGAUACCACCUUACCCGAAGGUCUAAAAGAUUGGAAUAAAAAGAAAGAAGACGAGAAAAAACCAGAAGCACCGACAUCAGCGUCCCAAUCGUCGUGAUUUAUCAACCACCUGUCUUCAGUGUCUGUUGAUCAACUUCCCUACACAUAUUUACCAUCAGUUUCGUUCCGAAAUACAGACUCGUGUGUGAACAUAGAUUUUUUAUGUUGUAGAAUUUGAUGUUGUUUUAAAUUAAAAAAGUUUUUGUUUUUUAACGCCUUCUGUGAUGGCAUUUGA
Messenger RNA from Planococcus citri (citrus mealybug), 2750 nucleotides. It is a transcript of the gene Afg3l2, whose product is annotated as AFG3 like matrix AAA peptidase subunit 2. NCBI's taxonomy places the organism in Eukaryota, Metazoa, Arthropoda, Insecta, Hemiptera, Pseudococcidae. Gene Ontology annotation, molecular function: zinc ion binding; ATP-dependent peptidase activity; ATP binding. The transcript is spliced from 13 exons. Bases 222 to 2573 code for a protein of 783 amino acids. The record is from RefSeq and is a predicted model, not a curated record. Gene Ontology annotation, biological process: mitochondrial protein processing. Gene Ontology annotation, cellular component: m-AAA complex; membrane.